AUGCUCAAGAGGCAGAAGGCCCGUGAGCGCCGUGAGGAGGAAUUGCGGAAGCUAAUUAAGGAGGUUGAAGAUGCGGUGAGCCCACGCGAGACGCUUCGUGCCUUUCGACGCCCGGAGACUUCCAGGCCACUUGCAAAGCAAGCCAAGCAAGCCAAGCAGGUGAGUCCAGAGGACAGGGUGGAUAAGGUGAGGAAGGACAAAGCUCCUCGAGUGGAGUGGCAACGAGAAGAACGACAAGAGGAAGCCGAUCUGCCGCCGGCAAAGCGACCCAAGGUGUGCCUUGCGGAGCGGAAGAAGGCCCAGCUGGUCUCAGAGACCAAGGCCGCAGCCCCAGCUGUGGAAAUCUCAGAGCCGCAGGAGGUCCCGGUGGAAGGGGAGGAGCCGCGAACAGACUACGACUAUGAGCUGGAGGAAGCGGAAGAGGCCUAUUUCGAAGGCGAAGAAGAGGCAGAUUUCGUGGAAGACGUCGAGGAGGACGGUGAAGCUUUGCAUUUUGUUGCGGAGUUUCUGGUCAGAGUGUAUCGACGAUAG
Messenger RNA from Durusdinium trenchii, 531 nucleotides. Lineage: Eukaryota; Dinophyceae; Suessiales; Symbiodiniaceae. The record is from the annotation of a GenBank genome assembly.